AUGGAAUCAUCGCAAAGAGGAGGAGGUUCAAUUCGUGUGAGUUUGAGCAUUUAUUGGGCACCAGAAUUGGUUCUGAAUGGAUUUAUUUAGAGAAAUAGAAUUUUGGAAAAAUAUGGAAAAAGUUUGAAAUCGAGCACCGCUUAAUUUUGCCACUAAAACUAUCAAGUUUGGUGUCAAAACGAUGAAAAAUGCAUUUAAAAUUUUAACUCUAAACCCUAUGUUAAGGAUUCUAAAAAAAAAUCCGAAACACAUCAUAUUUUGUACCAAAUAUUCCGAAAAUAUUUCAGUCAAAACUCGAAGAAUCAACAUAUUCAUCGCAAAAUGCCACCAAAUUCCACGGAAUCGUCGGCGAAGCCAACAAAAAACCCGGACUUCUGACUUCACUUCGUCGAACAAAGCGAAAAUCUCGAAAAAUUCCCGAUGAAAUCAAUCAAAGUAUUCAACAACUAGAUGCAUAUAAAUCAUCCGCUGAUAAAAUGCACAAAGCUUUGAUCUACCAGCUUUUCGAGAAUUACAAGUAUGCCAAAAUCUUUUAUAAAUCGACAGAUAUUCCAAAAUCAAUUCAAAUGGAUAGACCAUACAAAGCAAUUGGUGAUUAUUUGGGAACUUUUGAAAAAUGCACGAAAAAAUCGAGAAAAGGUAAAUAUCUUGGGAUGGAUAAAUCGACUGAAGCUUUGAAGGAAUUGUCAAAUGAGAAUGAUGAAUAUGUCAAAAAACAGCUGGAAAAUUUGAAGCCACUUAUUUCGUUUAUUGGACAGGAAUAUUGGGAACAUGCUAAAUUGAGAAAUGCUUAUUUUGAGAGUUUGGAUGCGUAUGAAAAUGCACAAAAUGCUCAGAAUCGAGGAAAAAGUGGCGAGAUGGAUUUGACAAGUGCAACGAAAAAUCGGGAUGAGAAUAAGGCAAAGGUGAGUGGGAUUAGGUGGUCAAAUUCUGACAAGCACCUCUGUCUCUGGGAAUUUUCAAUUUUUUCAAUCCGUAUUUCAUUCAAGAGUGUUUUCUACGCUAACAAUAAGAAAAAUCCCGUUUUUAGCAUUGGUGAGACUAAUUCUUAAGUUUUUCACACGAAAUCCAAUUUUUCUCACAUUUUUAGCUUUCCGAAAACCUUUCAAAACUUUGGGAUGAACAACGUCCAAAACACGCUGAAUGUUUGCUGAAAUUCGCCGAAGAUGCUGCAAAACAUCACGAAAAAAUGGCUGAAAUUUUGGCCACAACUGAUUGUGGCUUAAAAUCGAUGAUUUCAUUGAUGAAAAGUUGA
This is a messenger RNA of Caenorhabditis angaria, 1255 nucleotides long. Lineage: Eukaryota; Metazoa; Nematoda; Chromadorea; Rhabditida; Rhabditidae. The record is from the annotation of a GenBank genome assembly.